AGGGAUGGAGAGAGUGGAGGAAAGGCAGCAAGAAGAAAGGAGCAGGACGUGAGAGAGGGCACCUGUCGGGGCUCCUUGAUAUCGCUUUGGGGCUGGGGCAUGAUAAGUCUGCAGAAAGAGGAGCACUUUUGAGAUAUGAUGACGCUCUUUGCUGGCGGGCGGUAGUACUAUGAUUUGGUAUGUGGCCACUUUGAUAGCAAGUGUGAUCAGCACCAGAGGUCUUGCAGCUCAAGGUGCCCACGGCCUUCGGGAGGAGCCUGAGUUUGUGACUGCAAGGGCUGGCGAGGGCGUUAUUCUGAGAUGCGAUGUGAUCCACCCUGUGACGGGACAACCUCCCCCCUACGUGGUCGAAUGGUUCAAGUUUGGGGUUCCCAUCCCCAUAUUCAUCAAGUUUGGCUACUAUCCCCCUCACGUGGAUCCUGAGUAUGCAGGCCGGGCCAGUCUUCACGAUAAGGCAUCCCUUCGGCUGGAGCAGGUACGCUCAGAAGACCAGGGCUGGUACGAGUGCAAAGUGCUCAUGCUGGACCAACAAUACGACACCUUCCACAAUGGCAGCUGGGUGCAUCUCACCAUCAAUGCACCCCCUACCUUCACGGAGACACCCCCUCAGUACAUCGAGGCUAAGGAAGGUGGCAGCAUCACCUUGACUUGCACAGCCUUUGGGAACCCAAAGCCCAUUGUCACUUGGCUCAAGGAAGGGACCCUCCUUGGGGCCAGUGGGAAAUUCCAGGUGAGUGAUGGGAGCCUGACAGUGACAUCUGUCAGUCGGGAUGACAGAGGUGCUUACACCUGUCGAGCAUAUAGCAUACAAGGAGAAGCUGUCCAUACCACCCACCUGCUUGUCCAAGGACCUCCCUUCAUUGUUUCCCCUCCAGAGAACAUCACUGUCAACAUAUCCCAGGAUGCAUUGCUCACCUGCCGGGCUGAGGCGUAUCCCGGCAACCUAACCUACACCUGGUACUGGCAGGAUGAAAACGUCUACUUCCAGAAUGACCUAAAGCUCAGAGUACGAAUCCUAAUUGAUGGAACAUUGAUCAUCUUCCGGGUGAAGCCAGAGGAUGCGGGAAAGUAUACCUGUGUCCCUAGCAACAGUCUGGGCCGUUCCCCCUCAGCCUCAGCUUACCUGACAGUGCAGUACCCAGCCCGUGUCCUCAACAUGCCACCAGUUAUAUAUGUGCCGGUGGGAAUACACGGUUACAUCCGCUGCCCCGUAGAUGCUGAGCCACCUGCCACCCUGGUCAAAUGGAAUAAAGAUGGCCGUCCCUUGCAGAUUGAGAAGAACCUGGGUUGGACCCUGAUGGAGGAUGGCUCUAUCCGCAUUGAAGAGGCAACGGAGGAGGCUCUCGGCACUUAUACCUGUGUGCCUUACAACACCUUGGGGACAAUGGGCCAGUCUGCUCCUGCGCGGCUUGUCCUGAAGGAUCCCCCCUACUUUACGGUGCUACCAGGCUGGGAAUAUAGGCAGGAGGCUGGCAGGGAGUUGCUCAUUCCCUGUGCUGCAGCAGGAGACCCCUUCCCUGUCAUCACCUGGAGAAAGGUAGGGAAACCCAGCAGAAGCAAGCACAAUGCCCUGCCCAGUGGGAGUCUUCAAUUCCGUGCCCUGAGCAAGGAGGACCAUGGAGAGUGGGAGUGCAUUGCCACCAAUGUGGUCACCAGCAUCACUGCCAGUACACACCUCACAGUCAUUGGCACCAGCCCUCAUGCCCCCAGCAGUGUUCGGGUCCUUGUCUCCAUGACGACUGCCAAUGUGUCCUGGGAGCCAGGCUAUGAUGGCGGCUACGAUCAGACAUUCUCAGUUUGGUACGGCCCUCUGAUGAAGAGGGCCCAGUUUGGGCCUCAUGACUGGCUGUCACUACCAGUACCGCCUGGACCAAGCUGGCUACUGGUGGACACUUUGGAACCUGAGACAGCAUACCAGUUCAGUGUCCUGGCACAAAACAAGUUGGGCACUAGCUCAUUCAGCGAGGUGGUCACUGUGAACACUUUAGCAUUCCCUAUCACAACUCCAGAACCCCUGGUGCUGGUUACCCCACCAAGGUGCCUCACAGCCAAUCGGACCCAGCAGGGUGUACUCCUAUCCUGGCUCCCACCCGCUAACCACAGCUUUCCCAUUGACCACUACAUCAUGGAGUUCCGAAUUGGAGAGCGCUGGGAGAUCUUGGAUGAUGCGAUUCUGGGUACUGAUGGAGACUUUUUUGCUAAAGACUUGUCACAGGACACUUGGUACGAGUUCCGAGUUCUGGCUGUCAUGCAGGAUUUGAUCAGUGAGCCCAGCAACAUUGCCGGCGUCUCCAGCACAGACAUCUUCCCACCGCCUGACCUGACGGACGAAGGGCUGGCCCGCCCAGUGUUGGCUGGCAUUGUGGCAACAAUCUGCUUCCUGGCAGCAGCCAUCCUUUUCAGCACGUUGGCCGCCUGCUUUGUCAACAAACAGCGGAAGCGCAAGCUCAAACGCAAAAAAGAUCCUCCACUCUCCAUCACUCAUUGCAGGAAGAGCCUGGAGUCUCCUUUAUCCUCUGGAAAAGCGAGUCCUGAGAGUAUCAGGACACUAAGAGCCCCAUCAGAAUCCUCCGAUGACCAGGGCCAGCCAGCAGCUAAGAGGAUGCUGAGCCCCAGCCGUGAGAAGGAGCUGUCCUUAUACAAGAAGACCAAGCGGGCCAUCAGCAGCAAAAAGUACAGCGUAGCCAAAGCUGAGGCUGAGGCUGAGGCCACCACGCCUAUCGAGCUUAUCAGCCGGGGCCCUGAUGGACGGUUCGUGAUGGAUCCCUCUGAGAUGGAGCCCUCGCUUAAGAGCCGGCGCAUUGAAGGCUUUCCCUUUGCAGAAGAGACUGACAUGUACCCCGAGUUCCGACAAUCAGAUGAGGAAAAUGAUGACCCACUAGUAGUGCCCACCUCGGUGGCUGCCCUCAAGUCUCAGCUGACCCCUCUGUCAUCUAGCCAAGAGUCCUACCUGCCGCCACCAGCAUACAGUCCCCGGUUCCAGCCCCGGGGGCUGGAGGGUCCCAGUGGUCUGGAAGGUCGGCUCCAGGCCACAGGCCAGGCCCGGCCCCCAGGCCCCCGGCCCUUCCACCACGGCCAGUACUACGGUUACCUCAGCAGCAGCAGCCCUGGGGAAGUGGAGCCCCCACCGUUCUACAUGCCUGAAGUGGGCAGCCCCCUGAGCUCCGUCAUGUCAUCCCCACCCCUGCACCCUGAGGGGCCUUUCGGUCACCCCACCAUCCCCGAGGAGAACGGCGAGAAUAACUCCAACAGCACGCUGCCCCUUACUCAGACACCUACGGGAGGCCGCUCCCCAGAGCCCUGGGGCCGACCUGAAUUUCCUUUCGGUGGGCUGGAGUCCCCAGCCAUGAUGUUCCCCCACCAGCUGCACCCUUGCGAUGUGGCAGAGAGCCUGCAGCCAAAGGCCUGCCUCCCCCGGGGACUGCCCCCCACCUCCCUCCAGGUGCCCGCAGCCUACCCGGGUAUCCUGUCUUUGGAGGCACCAAAGAGUUGGGCAGGCAAGUCACCUGGCAGAGGUCCAGUCGCAGUGCCCACCGCCACCAAGUGGCAGGACAAACCUAUGCAACCUCUGGUGAGCCAAGGGCAGCUCAGACAUACCAGCCAAGGUAUGGGCAUACCGGUGUUGCCUUACCCCGAGUCGGCCGAGCCCGCGGGUCAUGGCGGCCCAAGCACAUUCAGCCUGGACACCCGGUGGUAUGAGCCCCAGCCUCGGCCCAGGCCCAGCCCCCGGCAGGGCAGGCGAGCCGAGCCCAGUUUACAUCAAGUGGUGCUACAGCCCUCGCGGCUCUCGCCUCUGACCCAAAGUCCCCUAAGCUCCCGAACCGGCUCGCCGGAGCUCGCGGCCCGGGCAAGGCCCCGCCCUGGCCUCUUGCAGCAGGCAGAGAUGUCGGAGAUAACCCUACAGCCACCCGCCGCAGUCAGCUUCUCCCGCAAGUCCACGCCAUCCACUGGUUCCCCUUCCCAGAGCAGUCGGGGUGAUAGCCCCAGUUAUCGGCCGGCCAUGGGCUUCACCACCCUGGCCACCGGCUAUCCCUCCCCGCCCCAGGGCCCUGCUGGGCCUUCGGACAACCUGGAUGUGUUCGGACAGACACCCUCCCCUAGGAGGAUGGGGGAGGAGCUGCUCAGACCAGAGCCCCCACCAACAACCUUAUCCACUUCAGGAACACAUCCAUCUGCACCCGGGAAUUCUGCUGCACCUGAGAGGCUUGAAGCUCUGAAAUACCAACGGAUAAAGAAGCCCAAAAAGUCAACCAAGGGCUCCUCGAAAUCCAAAAAGCGAUCCGACGGUUCUGCUUCCCAGGUUCAGCAACUUCCUAACUCUCAGGUACUGUGGCCCGAUGAAGCUGUCUGCCUCCGAAAGAAGAAGAGACACUCUCGUCCUGAUCCCUUUGCCCGCCUCUCAGACCUGUGUCAUCGCCAGCUUGCUGAGGACCAGACGGCCAUUCUCAACAGUGUGGACCAUGAUGACUCAGGCCAUGCCACCUUGUUGUAGCUUAGCGCCAACUGUAAAGGUUCUAAGGGCAAGAGAAUUGGUUAGGGGGAUGGGGAGCAGAGGGGAGAAAGUGAUCUAUAAGAAAUAUAUGUUGGGGGGUGGGGGGAUGGUUAGAGUGGGUUUGACUGACACGGCAUGGGGGUAAAUUUGCUUCUUCCAUCAGUAAAUGGCUUGCCUUGAAUUUUUGUUGUGGGAAUUGUGCAAAUCUUUACUCCAGUCUGGACCAUUUCCUUCCUCUUCUCCUUUUGGAAUAGUCUUUGAAUGAAAUCCUCAAUCCCUUGGCCAGUUGGUCUCACUCACAGGGCAGAGGGAGGGAGGUAUAAGCUGUGAGUGCAGGGUCGUGGGAAGUAAUUUGAGAGCAGGGAAAAAGCUCCCUAGACAGACUUUUCUCAUCUCCUCCAGCUACCUUUGGGAGGGUUGAGGAAGAAGAGGAAGCCAAAUGUCUCCAUUUCUCUCUUCUUUUUCAGUUUUUCAAAUCCUGGAAGAUGGAUGGGUUUCCCAUCCUCCACCCCCUUCAAGCUUACAUAUGUAUAGAUACAGAUACAUAUCUAUAUAAUGUGUGUGUUUCUGUAUGUAUAUAUCUGUUCAGAUUGGUGGGUCAUGCAGAUUUAAGUGCUACAUGUCUUUCUGUGGUGUAUGAAGGGAGAAGAAGGGGGAAAGACAGCAGACAACUGGGUAUCUGUGGGUAGGAUGAACAUGGGGGUUAUUGGGAUGCCCCAGUGUCUGUCUCAGGAUUAUUCCUCCUUUCAAUGAAAUCCACAUGUUCCUGGCAGAAUCUACCAUUUGUCUUUGCUACUUUCUCUCAUGCAGAGGAAGUAUGGACCAUUGCUAUGUUUGCCAACCAUCAUCCCCACCUCCUCCCUUGCUACUUUUCCUAGCCCCUAGGUAAAGGAGAUAUGUUAUGGCAAGGGGCCUGGCUGGCAUCUUCCUUCCAUCCACAGUCCAGCCAAGGCUCCUGAGGCUCAGGCAGGAAGGCCUCUGGGUACAAACUCCAUCUCAUUCUUCACUCUCUCCUUGGUCAUUCCAGGGCUUGGAGCCCUAUGGCUGAAGGGGUCCCUUGCUCGACAGCCUGUCUACUGUGCUGAGUGCCAGGUUGCCUCAGCUCUAUUUAUAUCCUGUUUCCAGCAUGGUAGCACCCUCCCAAGUGCUACUUUAGACCAGCUGGUAGGAUUCUUUCUCCCCUUCUGUGGGAGACAAAAAACCCCAGACUGACUGAUCUCCACUCGUGCAGCACUUCCAAGUGCGCACCCGAUGAUCUUCCUCUGCCUCGUGGUAAAACUUCCUCCCCAACCUCUGGCUCAGACGGAAUAACAUCAGGUUAAUCCUGAAGGCUUGAGGUUUCUUGGCUUUUGUGGAGUGGGGGGAGUCACCUGACUUCCCCCCUCUUAUUUCUUUUCUGCUGGAGCUGGACCCUUGCCAUCCUAGCCCUAGGGAGUAACAUGUUCUCUGAUCUACCUUUUGCCAAAAUAUUGUGUGUCCAGACUGUUAGUUUCUGGCAGUUUUUGUGGAGUCAUCUUGGGGUUGCUUACAGUGUAUCACUUCCAAAAUGGUAAGCUGCUAGCCAAGAGUAAGACAGGAUGCUCUGAUGGUGGUGAAGGUGGGUGAUGGUGGGAUGAUUUCUUUCUCCUUUUGGCAUAGAAGGAGAUUGUUACCCUGCCUUAGCAGAAAGACCACCGGGCAUCUUCUUGGUGCUGUUGUCUUGGUGCACUUUAGGGUCCCAGCUUCUCCUCUGACUCCUACUUGGAUGCCAAGUUCUGGAGCAGUAAAAUUACCGGGUCUCACUCCACCUGGUUCAACGACAGUUGCCAAUAGCUGGGCCCUAGAGCGUAACCCUGUCCAUCUGGAUGGGUCCUCCCAGAGCCGGGCAGUUCCAUCUGCCCUGGGGCUUUUAAAUUGGAGGGGAAUUUGUCUCCCCCACCAUUGUGACAGGCCCCUGGUGCUUCUGCUUCCCAGCCUAGUGAGCCAGGGAUCAACCUUGCCUUUGGAUGGGGUUCCCCUGAAGCAAUUCAAGCCACCACAAUUCAUUUCUAACCAAGACAAGCCUGGAAUGAAAGGGAUGGGGAGAAGGUAUGGUUCUCCCACGCUGGAUAUUUCUGGUCUCCACUGUCUGAGACAUUUGUAUUUUUGUUUGGCAACUGGGAUUCUGGAUGAUGCUUCCAUCUUGCUUCAUCCAAAUCCUUUCUACCCCUGGCUGUCAGGGGAGCUAGUCUUCCCCAGUGAGGUCCUAGGGAAAACAGAGGAGAGAAAACUGGGUGACCCUGUGUCUUCUGUCUUGAGGCAGUUGCACCUCUGCCACUGUGCCAUGCUGUGUCCUUUAUUUUAGUGUCCGUACUGGUCAAUCUCAGGACGUGAGCAUCACUGAUGUAUUAAGGAGCAGGCAUAGCAUUAUGUCUUAGUUAAGGUUGGGUGAAGCCCUUGCUUGCAUUCUGCCUGUACAUACUUGCUUUUCUAGGAGUAGGAAGCCUAGAUUACCCUUCUGCAAACUUGGAGCUUUGGGCCCAGAACACCAAUAUUGAUGAGAUCAAAAUUUCCUGGCCACUUAUUUUUUGAAACUUCAAAAAAGACAUUUAGAUUCUGAACAACAAAGCCAUCCAAGGAAAGGAAGGGGUUAAAACUGGGCCCAAGGGAGAGGUAAUAUGGGAAAGAACAAAUAAAUGAUAGGAAACUUAGGUGAAUGGGCAAAGAUGAGAAACCUGAAGGAUGAACCUUGCUGUACUCCCUGGAGUUCAGCUAAGUCUGUCCUGUAAACUCCAGAUCCUGGUAGUUAGCUGAAUAUCUCUCUGGAAGAUGGUCUCUUUUUUUGGGCAUGAUUGGCAAGUAGUAGACCAUCCUUAGAUACACUGCUAAGACUUGUGCUGCAGGGAAGCCUCCGGUAGCACCAGCAGUGGGCCUGUCAAAACCCUAUCCUGCCCCUAGUAUAUCGGAGGCCUAUUUCUUGGACCGUCCUAGCAAAAGGUCCUUUUCUGAUCGGAAAUGUGUGAACUUCAGGAAUUUAUUGAUUUCUAGUAUGCCUAUCUCCUGUGGAAGAAGCAGUGGCUGGGGUAUUUGUAGCUACAAAGCUGCAGGUGCCUUUGAGCUGUAGGGCUGAAGAGGACCCUGGGCAGCAUCUGGAGGAUGUAGUCAGACUCACUGGGCUGGGGGUAGGUUCUUUGGGAGCCUAUGACUUCCUGCUGCUGUGUGGCAAUAUCUUGCUUGUGUGCAGGCCUGGCUUGGGGCUGAAGAGUCCUUAAGGCUCUGUUGGACUCCCUUGUCUGGCUGAGUCAAGCGGAGCCUGGGAAUCAUUGGGAGAGGAAAGGUGAGCAGUUACUUGACAAGCUACUGAGUACCAGUUUCCUUUGGGAUCUCUUGAGGUGAUCUUGGAGGCUGAUUAAAAAAAAAAAGCAGAAAUAUGCUUGAUUUAGAAGGCUUUGGUUUUCUUAGGUAUGAUUUGGGGUAGAAGAAAUGAAUGCUUCAUGGUGUUGGACCUCUAAAAUGAGCCUGUGAGCUUUAUUUUUUUUUUGGCAGGAAGUUAUGUGUGCAUAAACAUAAAAGCAUGCACACGCACACAUACAUAUACAAAUCUGUUCAUCGUGUUCUUCUGAGGAAAGCUUGGCCAGCAAGUUAUGCCCCUCGAUCCUUACAAAGGUGCUGAUCCCACCUCUUCUUCCUGCUGGCAAAUGCCUCUUCCCCUAGCACAUCAGGCCAGACAGGGUUGGAUGUUGUGCUCUGUGCCAGUCGCUAGAUUUUGUCUGUGCUUUAGUAUCUCUAUGACCAGGGAAAAAACACAGGGCCGGUCUGUGCUACCUUUCCAGGGGAGGAAAGUUUUAUAGGAUGGGCAUGUUUUCCCCUCUUUGGAGAGUUUCCUCAAGGGCAGGCAACUUUGGGUCUUCCUUCAAGAGGCUGAACUGGGGUGGCUAGGCAAGGAUGCUUUUGCCUGAUAUGAUGCAAAGCGGAGAUUUUGCUGACAUUUUUAGUUGGAGUAUGUGUAUGUGUGUGUGUGUGUGUGUGUGUGUGUGUGUGUGUCCAUGUAUAAGCAUGUCUAUCUCCAAACCUCCCUUCAUGUCCUUUUCUUUGUCCCUGAACAAUUAAAGUAGCACUAGAAUUCCCAGUAUAUCCAAAAUCCUACUCUCCUUUAUCCAAAAUCCUACUCUACUUGAGAUACCAAACCCCUGGCUGCCAUCCUGUGGGGUCUGAUUGAUUGCUUUUCAGGGUAGAGGCUGCUUUGCGGGGGGAGUCCUCCCUGAGUCCCAAACGUUGAUCUUUCUUCUUUCUUUUUCUUUAUAAUACCGCUAACUUCCACUGUCUCACUUUGAUUGUUGAAGGGGAUUGAAGCUGGGGAAAGAAUAAAAUGGAUCCCAAGAGAUCCUAAAGCAGUAAGCAUAGGAGAGUAGGUCUGAACCCCCUUAUGUUUAGGGAUAGGAAAUAGCAAUUGAAGAGGAGGUGGCAAAACCCAGUAUCAUCCCAGCCUUGAUCCUCAUUUAUUGAUUACCAGAUGAGGUUGGAUUUGUGGUCAUAAGGCCUUGGGGUCCUGUGGCAAGGAAACAUGGCUCUAUGCCCCAUAUGGGUGCUAGAACAUUGGCCUCAUAGGUAGGGCUGUGAGUACUGAGAUACCAUUUCCAUAACUGAGGAGUGCCUUGAUUCCAGUAAAUUAACUGGGUUAGUGCCCCCUUCCAUUGAGGAGAGAAUGGUCCCAUAGGUAUGGUCUGGGAAGGAUAGGACAGCUUUACUAUGAGAAGGCUGGUGGGGAUUUUGGGUGUUUCCCUAUCCUCUAUCCUAUGUUGACAUUUUCAAUUUGGUAUCCUCUGACAUGGAGUUAGUUUCUGUGCUAUCUCUUAACUCUCUUCGUUUCUAGGGGAAAGAGGGUAGGGGGUUUCAGGUUUUUGGUACUGGUACAUGUGUUCAAAACAGUGGCUUCUCAAAAGGAAGGAAUGAAUGUAGGGGGCAGCAAUUUAGGCUUCUUGACACCUUCCAGGAUUCAAACCUGGGGCUGAGGUUUGUUGUCCUGGUUGGGGGCAAAUUCCUUCUG
Messenger RNA from Phascolarctos cinereus (koala), 9497 nucleotides. The record is from RefSeq and is a predicted model, not a curated record. NCBI's taxonomy places the organism in Eukaryota, Metazoa, Chordata, Mammalia, Diprotodontia, Phascolarctidae.